AUGUCAACCCCUGCCUCAACCCCCGAUAAAUGUCCAGUCGACCACUCAUCCUUCUCGUCGCCACCGUCAACAUCAGCGCCCGUAAGCUCCCAAGCUUGCCCAGUUGACCACACCGCACAGUCGACAUGGAGUCGGUUCAUGUCUUCUGGCAGUUCUCCUACUCCUUCCGCUGCUCUAUCCCGAGAACGCGAAAUCUCCUCGAUACCAAAAACUGGGAAUGAGAAAUGGGUCUAUCCGUCGGAAGAGCAAUUCUUUGCUGCCAUGGCGCGUAAGAACCACAAUCCUCAGGCCGCGGAUAUGAAAACAAUAGUUCCCAUCCACAACGCUGUCAACGAGCGGGCCUGGAGUGAGGUCCUGAAAUGGGAGGAAGGAAGGGGCGGGGAAGCAUGCGGCGGAGUGAAACUAGUAAAUUUCAAGGGGAAACCACGCGAAAUGAGUCCCAAAGCCCGUUUUAACACGCUUCUCGGAUAUGCUGCCCCUUUUGACCGUCAUGAUUGGGUUAUUGACCGAUGUGGCACCAAAAUGCGAUACAUCAUCGACUUUUACACAGGUCAUAGUGCCGGGGCGCCUAAAGAGAACGUUUCCUUCUAUUUGGAUGUCCGUCCUGCGCUGGACAAUUGGGAGGGUGUCAAAAUGAGAAUACAAAACCUAUGGCCUUGGAAAAAUUGA
This is a messenger RNA of Psilocybe cubensis, 669 nucleotides long. RefSeq lists its product as uncharacterized. Lineage: Eukaryota; Fungi; Basidiomycota; Agaricomycetes; Agaricales; Agrocybaceae. The transcript is spliced from 2 exons. Gene Ontology annotation, biological process: cytochrome c-heme linkage. Gene Ontology annotation, cellular component: mitochondrion. The record is from RefSeq and is a predicted model, not a curated record. Gene Ontology annotation, molecular function: holocytochrome-c synthase activity. Bases 1 to 669 code for a protein of 222 amino acids.